This is a messenger RNA of Gilbertella persicaria, 635 nucleotides long. RefSeq lists its product as uncharacterized. The annotation marks the transcript as partial. The transcript has a single exon. The record is from RefSeq and is a predicted model, not a curated record. Lineage: Eukaryota; Fungi; Mucoromycota; Mucoromycetes; Mucorales; Choanephoraceae.
CAGUAAGCAGUAAGCAGUAAAGAGAGCAAAUUCGUAUAUAGCGCAAGCAACUUUGUGGUAGAAUUCAGAGGAUAAGCCUUAUUGCUAAAGCUUAGUUCUGUUGGCUCUUUCCUCACAACAAACCUAUCAGUGUUGACAAAGGGAAGCACAGGUAAUGUUUGUGAACCCUUCUACCAAUAAUCCCUACAGGUCUACUAUGUAUCCUUCAAGACAAUGCAUAGUGCGUUUCCCUCUUUCGGUACUUUGCCUAUCAGGAGUAGACGUUCGCGGAAGUUGGCCAACAACAGAUACCCUUGUUUUACGCGAUUCAAUAAGCGACAUCAGUCUUCCUUCUACCAGCCAGUUACUCACAGAGAUAAAAUCAGAGAGAAGGUUCUUGUCAAUAAGGACGUUCUUUUUUUUUUUUUUCUUUUUUGCUUGUGUGUUCUUGUAGAGUACCCAGAAGACAGAUAGACAAAAGAGAAUCAGAUGAAUCAAGUAUUGAAAUGUAUGCCAAAUAGUCUCAGCCUUUUGAUUUGUAAAGAAGAGACACCAUAGUAUUGCUUGACUUGAAGAGAGGUGGAGACCGAGACUAACAAUAUUAGCUACAUAAAUUUAAUGCUACAUAAUACCUUUUUUUUGUUUUGCAUUUAAGU